AAAGAUUACAGGCCUCUCUUUACAAAGUGCAGCUUUUUAUAUGCUAGAGACUGGAAACUUUUUCCAUUUAUAAACCUAGACCAAUGCUGACUGGAAAUAAUUGCAAAAAAAAAAAAGAUUAAAAAACAACAACAACCUAUGAGUCAGGCAAGAAAAGGAGAAACCCAAUUGGGAGAAAUGAGUUGGUCUUUGGAGACUUUGCCUGCUCUUAAUAUUAGGAAGGGCUAUCCUCCAGUAUUUAGGAGCGUACUCGUUAAGUGGGUAGCUUGGGUAAUGCCUAAAAUUUCUGUAAUGUAUACUCGCUUUUCCACUUACUGGGAAAAGGCCCAUAAUUCCAAGCAAGCGAGAAGUCCCACCUCCUGUUGGCGUCGUGGCUACUGAUUGGUUCAAUUGCGGUGCAGGAGUGGCCGUAGUUGCGCGGGAAGCUGAGGAACCAGAUCGGUCGCCAUGACUGGCUGUGGGAUGUCAGAGUGCCAGGGCUUCGGCCUCUUUUUCUGCUUGUCUCAACAUCGCCUCCUUUGGCUGUCGCUGUUCUUGCUUGGGACUCUAGCAAACAAACUUAACGUGCCACAGGUGUUGCUACCCUUCGGCAGGGAGCCAGGCCGCGUGCCUUUCCUCCUCGAGGCGCAGCGGGGCUGCUACACUUGGCACUCUACCCAUCAUGAUGCAGUUACUGUUGAGCCUGUAUAUGAAAAUGGCACCCUCUGUUCCCAAAAAGCUGUUCUCGUUGCACAAUCUACCCAACCUACACGACUCAGCAGUAUUAUUCUUGCUCGAGAAGUAGUAACUGAUCAUGAACUACGUUGUGAUGUAAAAGUGGAUGUGAUUGACAGCAUUGAAAUUGUGUCUCGGUCUCGGGAACUCUAUGUAGAUGAUUCACCUCUGGAGCUGAUGGUGAGGGCAUUGGAUGCUAAAGGAAACACUUUCAGUAGUUUGGCAGGGAUGAUGUUUGAGUGGAGCAUUGCACAGGAUAACGAGUCAGCAAGAGAAGAACUGUCCAGAAAAAUUAGGAUUCUGAAAUACUCUGAGGCAGAAUAUUCUUCCCCACUCUAUAUAGCUGAGAUGGAAAAAGAAGACAAACAAGGAGAUAUUAUUUUGGUGUCUGGGAUUAGAACUGGUGCUGCUGUUGUAAAAGUUCGAAUUUAUGAACAGUUCUAUAAGAACGUGGCAGCAGCAUCGAUUCGUCUGCUGGUUUUGGAGAAUAUAUUUCUUAUACCAUCCCAUGAUAUUUAUCUUUUAGUAGGAGCAUAUAUUAAGUAUCAAGUUGCAAAAAUGGUCCAGGGAAGAAUGACAGAGGUGAAAUUUCCCCUGGAACAUUAUACACUGGAAUUGCAAGACCACAGAGUUGCACAUAAUGGGUCUCUUUUGGGGAAAGUAGCUACAUUGGAUGAGAAGACAGCCAUGGUGACUGCCCACCAACUGGGCCAAACUAAUCUUGUCUUUGUUCACAAAAAUGUCCAUAUGCGAUCCGUAUCUGGACUCCCAAAUUGCACCAUAUAUGUUGUAGAGCCUGGAUUUUUAGGCUUCACCAUUUACCCUGGAGACCGAUGGAGUCUAGAGGUGGAACAGGUGUAUGUCAUCACAGUAGAAGUGUUUGACAAAAGCAGCACAAAGGUCUAUAUUUCAGAUAAUCUCAGGAUUAAGUACAACUUUCUGAAGGAGUACUUUGAAGAGCAAGUAACUACUGUGAAUGGAUCAUACCACGUACUAAAAACCCUGAGAGAUGGUGUUGUAGUGAUAAAUGCAUCCCUGACUUCCAUCAUUCACCAGAAUAACAGUAUUCAGCCUGUAAAACUUCUCAUCAAACACCAACAAGAAGUGAAGAUUUAUUUUCCCAUCAAGCUUAAGCCCAGCUGUCUGGCAUUUCCUCAUCACCCUCAGGAAAUGUUAUAUCGUUACAAAGUACAGGUAGAAGGUGGUAGUGGGAACUUCACUUGGACUUCUUCUAAUGAAACAGUAGCCAUGGUAACCACUAAAGGAGUUGUGACUGCAGGUCAGGCCUGGGGGAACAGUACCAUUUUGGCCAGAGAUGUACAAAAUCCAUUUCGAUAUGGGGAAAUUAAGGUAUAUGUUCUAAAACUGAACAAAAUUGAACUGUUACCAUAUCACGCUGAUGUGGAAAUUGGCCAUACUAUAGAAAUCCCUAUUGCAAUGUAUCAUAUAAAUAAGGAGACCAAAGAGACCAUUGCAUUCACAGACUGCUCUCAUUUAUCCUUGGAUAUGAAUUCAGAUAAGCAAGGAGUCUUUACUUUUUUCAAAGAAGGUAUUCAAAGACCUGGACCAAAUCACUGUUCCAGUAUACACAUAGCAGCCAAAUCUUUAGGCCAUACUCUGGUGACAGUCAGUGUCACUGAAAAUGAAGAGUAUUUGGAAAGCAGUGCCACAGUGGCUGCUUAUGAGCCCCUAAAGGCCCUAAACCCUGUGGAAGUGGCUCUGGUGACCUGGAAAUCUGUGAAGGAAAUGGUAUUUGAAGGGGGCCCACGUCCGUGGAUCUUGGAGCCCUCCCGGUUUUUCCUGGAGCUAAGCGUAGAAGAGACAGAGAAGAUUGGAAUAACAGAAGUCCGGCUUCCAGCUAAGAGAAAACAGAACCAGUAUAUCUACCGAGUCCUGUGCCUUCAUUUAGGGGAACAGGUUCUCACAUUCCGAAUUGGAAAUCACCCAGGUGUUCUGAACCCUAGUCCAGCUAUAGAGGCUGUGCAGGUGCGUUUCAUAUGCGCCCACCCUGCUAGUAUGUCAGUGACACCAGUAUAUAAGGUGCCAGCUGGUGCCCAGCCGUGCCCUCUGCCACAGCACAACAAACAACUGAUUCCUGUAUCAAGCCUGAGGGACACAGUCCUGGAACUAGCAGUAUUUGAUCAACAUAGGAGAAAGUUUGAUAAUUUCAGUUCACUGAUACUAGAAUGGAAAUCUUCCAAUGAGACACUAGCCUAUUUUGAAGAUUAUAAGUCAAUGGAGAUGGUAGCCAAAGAUGAUGGCAGUGGACAGACCCAACUACAUGGUCACCAGAUACUUAAAGUACGUCAGAUAAAAGGGACCGUACUCAUUGGAGUCAAUUUUGUGGGUUAUUCAGAGAAAAAGAGCCCAAAGGAAAUUUGCAACUUGCCCAGAUCUGCAACAGUGGAGCUGCUCUUGGUGGAUGAUGUAGCUGUACUGCCAGAGAAUGCCACCAUAUACAACCACCCAGAUGUGAAGGAAAUAUUUAGCCUUGUAGAAGGAUCUGGUUAUUUUUUAGUCAACAGCAGUGAACAGGAUAUUGUCACCAUCAUUUAUAUGGAAGCAGAAAGUUCUGUCCAGUUAGUUCCAGUACAUCCUGGAUUUCUCACCUUGGAAGUCUAUGAUCUGUGCUUGGCUUUCUUAGGCCCAGCAACAGCCCACCUCAGAGUGUCAGACAUACAAGAGCUGGAGCUUGAUCUAAUUGAUAAGGUUGAGAUAGGCAAAACUGUAUUAGUGACUGUGAGGGUUCUUGGCUCUUCCAAACGUCCAUUCCAAAAUAAAUACUUCAGAAACAUGGAGCUCAAACUCCAGUUGGCCUCUGCUAUUGUCACCCUGACACUAAUGGAGGAACAGGAUGAAUACUCUGAAAAUUAUAUUGUUCGAGCCAUCACUGUUGGACAAACCACACUUGUAGCUAUUGCCAGAGACAAGAUGGGAAGAAAAUUCACAUCAGCUCCCCGACAAAUUGAAGUGUUUCCUCCAUUCAGACUUGUCCCAGAGAAGAUGACACUGGUUCCAACUAACAUGAUGCAGGUAAUGUCAGAAGGUGGCCCUCAGCCCCAAUCCAUUAUUCACUUCUCCAUCAGUAAUCAGACUGUGGCUACUGUUAAUAGGCGGGGGCAAGUUACAGGAAAAGUGGUCGGUACAGCUGUGGUCCAUGGCACCAUCCAGACAGUCAAUGAAGAUACUGGCAAAGUGAUUGUGUUUUCCCAGGAUGAAGUGCAGAUUGAGGUUGUUCAGCUACGGGCUGUUCGGAUCCUUGCAGCUGCAACUCGGCUCAUCACAGCCACUGAGAUGCCCGUUUAUGUCAUGGGAGUGACCAGUACUCAGACCCCCUUUUCCUUCAGCAACGCCAACCCCGGGCUUACAUUCCAUUGGUCCAUGAGCAAAAGAGAUGUGUUGGAUCUAGUGCCCAGGCAUUCAGAGGUUUUUGUGCAGCUUCCAGUGGAGAAUAACUUUGCCAUGGUUGUCCGCACAAAAGCAGCUGGCAGAACCAGUAUCAAAGUCACAGUUCAGUGCAUUAACAGUUCCUUGGGGCAGUUUGAGGGGAAUGUGUUGGAACUAUCCGAUGAAGUUCAAAUUCUGGUUUUUGAAAAACUCCAACUUUUCUAUCCAGAAUGCCAGCCUGAGCAAAUUCUAAUGCCUAUGAAUUCUCAGCUCAAACUCCACACCAACAGGGAAGGGGCUGCCUUUGUAAGUUCCCGAGUUCUCAGGUGCUUUCCUAACUCAUCUGUCAUUGAAGAGGAUGGUGAAGGACUCCUGAAAGCUGGUUCCAUUGCAGGUACUGCUGUGUUGGAAGUUACUUCUAUAGAACCUUUUGGAGUCAACCAAACAACCAUCACUGGAGUACAGGUAGCACCAGUGACAUACCUGCGAAUGAGCAGCCACCCCAAGCUAUAUACAACCCAAGGAAGGACCCUAUCAGCCUUUCCCUUGGGCAUGUCAGUCACUUUUGUUGUUCAGUUCUAUAAUAGCAUCGGAGAAAAAUUCCACACCCACAAUACUCAGCUUUAUCUGGCUCUGAACAGAGAUGACUUGCUGCUUAUUGGACCAGGAAACAGGAAUUAUACGUACAUGGCCCAGGCUGUGAACAAAGGGGUGACUCUGGUAGGGCUCUGGGACCGGAGACAUCCAGGCAUGGCAGAUUACAUUCCUGUGGCUGUAGAACAUGCUAUUGAACCAGACACCAAUCUUACUUUUGUUGGAGAUGUCAUCUGCUUCAGUACUCACCUUGUCAACCAGCAUGGUGAGCCUGGGAUAUGGAUGAUUUCUGCUGACAAUAUUCUACAGACAGACACUGUAACUGGAGUAGGCAUAGCCAGGAGCCCAGGAACUGCAACAAUUUUUCAUGACAUCCCAGGAGUAGUGAAAACAUACAGAGAGGUAACAGUCAAUGCAUCAUCAAGAUUAAUGCUUAGUUAUGAUCUCAAGACUUACCUCACCAACACACCCAAUUCAACUGUAUUCAAACUCUUCAUCACCACUGGCAGAAAUGGUGUCAAUCUCAAAGGAUCCUGCACCCCAAAACAGGCCUCAGCAAUUACAAAAGUACUUCUUCCAGAGACACUCAUGUUGUGCCACGUGCAAUUCAGUAAUACUUUGUUAGACAUUCCCGCAAGUAAAGUCUUUCAUGUUCAUUCAGACUACAGCAUGGAGAAAGGAGUUUAUGUUUGCCUAAUCAAGGUUCGUCCACAGUCAGAGGAGCUGCUCCAGGCCCUCAGUAUGGCUGAUACCUCAGUCUAUGGAUGGGCAACACUGGUCAGUGAACGUGGCAAGAAUGGAAUGCAAAGAAUCCUCAUUCCUUUCAUCCCAGCCUUUUACAUUAACCAGUCAGAAUUGAUCCUUAACCACAAAGACAUUGGUGAGAUAAAAGUACUGGGAGUGGACAGAGUUCUAGAAAACCUACAGGUUUCCCCUAGCUCCCCUUUUUUACAAGUCUCUGGCCACAAGCACUCUCCCUUCACACCAGGCCUGGAUAUCUACCUGAUAAGAGCAGUCAACUUCACUGCCUUCCAGCAGAUGCAAUCUCCUGUUUUCAUUAAUAUUUCCUGUGCACUCACCAGACAAAGUGAGGCUGUGCUAGUGAGAACGAUGGAUAAAUCUGGUAAAGAUCAGUGUGAAAAUUCAGGUGUCUUCAAGCGGUUCGUUGGUUCUUACCAGAUCCUCCUCUUUACCCUCUUUGUGGUGCUGGCAUCAACAGCUUUCAUCUUUCUAGCAUACAGUGCCGUCCUAAACAAGAUACAGACUGUUCCAGUUGUUUAUGUACCAACUAUAGGAACACAGCAAGGUUCUUAUACUGCCACAUGUCCUCCCUCUCCUUUCUUGAGUCCACAGCCUCCAGCCGCCCAGAGCAGACUACAACAUUGGCUAUGGACAAGACGGUAUUAAAGUGCACUUGUACAAGUCACCAAUAAGCAUAGGGAAACGGGAGGUUUCUAGUUCUAGACAAGGAGAAGCCUAGCAGCAAGUUACAUUAAGUUUCUAAAACAAGGCUGCUGAGAACUGUAAAUAAAGGAUGUGAGGGCCUGUUGUCGUUUGUUGGGUUGUGUUUUAAAGAUUAACAGUUCUUAAUACUAACAAGUCACAAAUAAACUUUAUCUAGCACCUUAAAUUUUGAAUCAAACUCUUAUGACUUAAUGAGCGUAGGUGGAUAAAAAGGUCCCAAAUACUUUUUAAGUUACCUGGCCACUUACUUGCCUCAAAAGACUAGCAUUCUUCUCUUCUGGUUGCCCCUGAAUACUUGAGGCAGGAAGUUCCUAGCAGUUAAACAAAACAAUGAACAC
Perognathus longimembris pacificus (Pacific pocket mouse) is the source of this 6497-nucleotide messenger RNA. RefSeq names its product nucleoporin 210 like (gene Nup210l). The transcript has 40 exons. The record is from RefSeq and is a predicted model, not a curated record. Gene Ontology annotation, cellular component: nuclear pore. Bases 448 to 6102 code for a protein of 1884 amino acids. Lineage: Eukaryota; Metazoa; Chordata; Mammalia; Rodentia; Heteromyidae.